GUAAUAUCCGCCCCACUUGUGAUCUACGUACCAGCUUUAGCUUUCAACCAAGUGACGGGCUUGGACGUGCAUAUAGUUACGCCUAUAGUGAUGUUGAUAUGUAUAUUCUACACGUCAAUUGGUGGCCUUAAAGCUGUAGUAUGGACAGAUGCAAUACAAGGAGUCUUCACACUGGGCUCCAAUUUCUUCGUUGUCGGCCUCGGCUUUAUGUAUGUUGGCGGUCUAAUGCAGGUUCUACGCACAAAUGAAGAAGGUGGUCGACUCGAGCUCUUCAAUAUGAAUCCCAGUCCAUUUGAAAGGAAUACAUUUUGGUCAGUAUCAAUCGGAUCUCUAUUCUACUGGAUUUCUCAACACGCAGUACAUCCUGGAGCGAUGCAAAGGUUCAUUGCAGUGUCUUCACUACAGAAAGCUAAGGGAGUUAUGCUUUGGAGUUUCGUCGGCUUUGUCGUCAUCAAAGUCGUUAUCAUACUGGAGGGACUGCUGCUGUAUGCCACUUUCCAUGAUUGUGAUCCAUUGGCAACUAAGAUGGUAAAGAAGUCCGGACAGCUGCUGCCUUAUUACGUAAUACAAGUGGCAAAGGACUAUCCUGGACUCACGGGACUUUUCAUAUCAGGGGUACUGAGUGCAGCGCUCAGUACCAUGUCGGCGAAACUAAACACAGUCGCUGGAACUAUCUAUGAGGACUUUGUCAAAUUCUUCUUGAAGGGAAAGAGGUUAUCGGAGGCCAAACAAGCUUUCAGCCUCAAAGUUAUCACCUUAAUUCUUGGAAUUAUAUCUAUUUGUCUGGUUUUCGUCGUGGAAAAAUUAGGAGCUUUGUACCAGAAUGGAUUUACAAGUGGUUCUCUUGUGGGAAUUUUCAGUUUGGGAAUAUUUUUUCCAAGAGCAAACUACAAGGGCGCUAUCGCUGGAGCCCUAACCAGCCUCGUUGUGAUGUCAGGGAUAAUAUCAGGGUCUCAGCUGUAUAUAGCACGUGGAAUGUUGAGGUUCCCCGGCAAGUCCACAAGCGUCGAGGGGUGCCCUGCGGAGUUCAUAGAAAAUCUUGGCUUCAAUGUAUCGGCUCGUGUCCAAACUUACAAGGGAGUGGGCACACCGGUAGUGGCAGAUCCGGCAGUUCCUCUCCUGUUCCAGUUGUCCUACAAGUAUUUCACCGCCACUGGCUCUAUAAUAACGCUCCUGGUAGGUCUCCUUGUAUCCUAUCUCACGGAUCCUCAGGGAGACACUUCACAGCUGGACCCUCGCCUGCUGGCUCCGUGUGUCAGGCGAUUCCUCCCACCUAGGGAGAGGCCGAACCCGCAAGAAGAGCUCAAGCUAAUGACCUAUAAUAAUAAAAAUGAAGAUGCAGUUAAGUGUUCAUGAAUGAGGAAUAAGUGUAAAAUAUAAACUUAGUGUAGAGAGUAAGUAAAUUAAGAGGAUUUCGGAUAUUGGCCAUGGCGUUAUGUUACAAAAGUAUAACACAACGUUUCGAGGAUUGAAAUCUAUUACCUUCGUCAGGUGGAGGGUUAUUAGUAGAACAUACAUAAUAAAGAACAAAAAGGAGAAAAGGAAGGAAAGGAAAGGGUUCAAAAAUACCCGAAAGCUGCUUCGAGUCUAAUCCAGGCGUUGUCACUGCAUAGGAUAAAAGUCCUGAAAAGUGGUGACAUGUCCUCAGGAGUUUUAUCCUGUCCGGGAAUAAACUCCAAGCUGCUUUCGGUAUGUUUGAACCCUUUUCUUUUUCUCCUUUUCUCUUUUGUUUUCUUUAUUUUUGAUGUAUUAAUAAUCCCCUCACCUGACGAAAAGUAUAAACUUUAAUUCUCGAAGCUUUAUGCUAUACAUUUUGUAAUAUAUAAUGAUGGCGAAUGUCCGAAAUCGAGUUAUCCUUUGAAGCCUUCAAUCUUCAAUAGCAAACAUUAAACAAAGUAACGUAAGGUAUUCACAGUAUUCUAAACACUUUAAGCUCUAAUUAUAAAUAGCCUUUUUGUAACAAUAAUAAAUUGUAAUUUCGUAGAUUUUGGAUUAUAAAAAAUUUUUAUCCAAAGAUUUUAAUAGUGUUAAAUAAUAAUAGUUAUAUCCUAAGACGGCAUUUGUCAAGACAAUGUAAAUAAGUUUAUAAUAAAGAAAUAAAAAUAAGAUUUAUUAAUAUAAAAUUGUAAAAUAUAUUGAAUUAUUUUGACGUUCAAACCUAAAUAUUUUUGGUAAUGUACCCAAUACGUUAUAUGAGAAAUUCAUAUUCACACUAAGUGUGUGUAGAUGUAGUUUUACGUUUAAUGUAUUUCAAUUUGGUUUUAUUUGCCAACUUUGCAGAUUUAGAUUUAGAUAUGACUAUUCGUUGUUUUAACAUUUAUUUUUAUAUUGAUGAAAAUACGCAUUGAAAAUCCAUACUAACAAUGUUCAAACAUUCAUCUUUGUUACAUUUUUUAAAUAAAGUAAAACUUGUAUUCUUAACUAUACUGUCUUGAUAUUAAAUAAACGAGAGCUAAAGAAUAAUCGACUUACUCCAUGUAGUUAGU
This is a messenger RNA of Homalodisca vitripennis (glassy-winged sharpshooter), 2486 nucleotides long. Its product is annotated as sodium-coupled monocarboxylate transporter 1-like. Gene Ontology annotation, biological process: transmembrane transport; sodium ion transport. Lineage: Eukaryota; Metazoa; Arthropoda; Insecta; Hemiptera; Cicadellidae. Gene Ontology annotation, molecular function: symporter activity. Gene Ontology annotation, cellular component: membrane. The record is from RefSeq and is a predicted model, not a curated record.